This is a messenger RNA of Homarus americanus (American lobster), 4328 nucleotides long. RefSeq names its product lachesin-like. Lineage: Eukaryota; Metazoa; Arthropoda; Malacostraca; Decapoda; Nephropidae. Bases 1 to 1356 code for a protein of 451 amino acids. The record is from RefSeq and is a predicted model, not a curated record. Gene Ontology annotation, cellular component: neuron projection. The transcript is spliced from 11 exons.
AUGGCUCUUAAGAGGGACUGUGAGAGACGGCAGAGGGAACUUUGGCGAGGGACACUGUCGGAGGAGCCCAGAUUCGUGGAGCCUAUCCAGAAUGUGACCAUCGCCGCCGGCAGGGACGUGAAGCUCUCCUGCGUCGUGGAUAACCUCGGUUCCUACAAGGUCGCGUGGAUUGCUUUUGACAAAUCUGCCAUCCUGACUGUGCAGGACCACGUGAUCACCCGGAACCCGCGAGUGAACGUCACGCACGAUGGACACCGCACCUGGACACUGCAUCUGUCACGGGUCAACGCCACCGACGCCGGUACCUACAUGUGUCAAGUCAACACCAUCGUCGCCAAGAGUCAGUUCGGCGUCCUUAAUGUCGUCGUGCCACCCAACAUCGUGGACAGCGAGAGUUCUGGGGACGUGAUGGUGCAAGAAGGUGCCAACAUCACCCUCACCUGUAGUGCCAUUGGUACCCCCACACCUUCCAUCACCUGGCGGCGAGAAGACCACCUGAGCAUUAACCUCAACAAGACUUACCGAGUGAUGGAGUAUAAUGGAGCCAGUCUACAGCUCGCACGCGUCAGCAGGAUGGAUAUGGCCGCUUAUCUGUGCAUCGCCCGCAACGGUGUUCCUCCCAUCGUCAGCAAGCGGAUCCAAGUCAGCGUCGACUUCCCGCCCAUGAUGAGCAUCCCUCACCAGCUGGUCGGGGCGCCCCUCAGUUACAGCAUCACCCUGGAGUGUACCAUCGAGGCCCACCCACCCGCCCUCACCUACUGGACCCGGGGCCAGGGCGUCAUGCUUCACCAGGGCCGCAAGUACCACAUCACAGAACGGACUGGAGAGGUGUCGUACCGCACACACAUGAAGCUGACCAUCAGGAGCCUGAGGCGAGAGGAAGACUACGGCCCUUACAAGUGUGUGGCCAAGAACUCCCGCGGCGAGACGGAGGGACUCAUCAAGCUCUACGAGACGGAGCCACCGACGCCAGCACCCACCAACCCUCCGUCUUAUCUGGACAAACUCUUCAAAGACUUCCACUACAAGACAACCAACAGUGUGGCGGGUAAAGGCGAAGGAGACAAGUUGAAUCUGGAUGCCCAGGGAGAGCUUGGCGAGGAGGACAACGAGCUCCUGCGUGCGGAGGACCUGGGAGAGAGGGAGAAUGUCGACCAGAUGGGAGGAGAACGGGAAGAAGAGAACGGAAGGAGGAUGGACGGAGAUAGACAGCAUGAGAGGGGACGACAGGAACAGGAGCGGGGGCACUACUUCACCACCAUCUUCAACGCCGCUCCUGUCGGUCGGGAGGUGCGGGUGUCCCUGCAGCUGGUGAUGGUCGGCGCCGUUGCCCUCCACUUCAACUUGCUCUUGUGAUGAAGAGGACUUCCGAUGCAUAACUCAAGUUUCCGAAUUGUGAAUAACCCUAGCUAGAGUUUCCAUGACAUGGGAUAAUAGUCAUUGUUUCUCGCUCUCUCAUGGUUGUCAUUUUUUUUUUUGAGUGAAGAUAAUGGUGCGAUAGGUAGGCCUACUGUGUACCAUAGUGUAGAGUCGUGGAAAAACGUUAUACCCAUUUUUCCGAACUCUCAGAAAAGCGGUUAAUAAUUUACUUGUCUUGUGCUAACCUGUCAGAAAAUACAUAGUAGCAACACGAGUUGUAUAAUACUGCUGAUAAGAAUACUUGUUGGCAAUAACUAGUUACUUCUGCAAAGAAAUUAUAAUGACUUAAUCUUCACUCAGUUAGGAAACAGUCACGUGGUUGAGGCUCAGCUCCCGGACAACAAUAGCAUAUCAACCAUCAUGGGAGGACUAAGCUCACCCCUUACAAACAAUGACGACGUAUUCAACCCAUGACGUACAUUUAACACAGCACAUGACACACUCAACCCAUGGUGCAUUCAACCUAUAUAACCCACACUUAAAAAGGCACAUAACAUACUCAACCCAUGAUGCAUAAUACACUCAGCCGUUAACGUACACACGACCCUUGAUCAUACUAAACCUUGGACACGCUCUAACGGUCUAACCCAAAUCCACGACGCACGCUCAAUCAGUUACGCACUCAACCAAAGCCACACAGCCAAGUACCACACACAUACACACUCAAUCCAUGCUUCAAUCAACCAAAAAUCCCACUUAACCUAACCUAACCCAACAAUCACUUUGAGCAAACUCAAUUCAUUCAUGACCUCGUAUUGAACGCAAAUUACUUUAAACCAAGCCACACCGAACUACUAAUACUUGCUUAAACGACGAUACAUUCUCCCCACGCCUUCCUCAACUCAAGGCACACUUCUUCCUUGGUACACUGACCCUAGCCUGAGAUAUUAUGCUGAAAAUUUUAUGCCUGCCUGAUGUAUUUAUUAUGAAGUGAAGAAAUACAGCUAAUGGAAGGCCAGAUUGUUUGGGUUGGCAUAUCUGACAGGAAAGUGUGUGUGUGUGUGUGUGUGUGUGUCUGUCUAGCCUGGCGUUUUGUGGUUGGUGUUUUUCCCGGUGCUGGCGUGAUCUUUGGUUGUGUGAGUUCAAGGCAGUGAUGUGUGUGUGUGUGUGUGUGUGUGGUGAUGGGUGUCGUGGUGUGUGACUUCAACGCUUAAAGAUGUUUUGUGGUCGGUUAUAACUCGAAUCAGGACUGUACAUAUUUUAAAAUCUUUGACCACAAAAAGAUAUAAAUAAACUCCUAUUCAAUCAUAUCCUACGACUUAACAGGUUUAUGUAUGGUGUAGAUAAAGCUAUUUCAGGUCUGUCACCUCGACAGUCUCAUAUUGUAAAUAUACUAUUAGUAGCCAUUAUAUAUCAUAUGUACAGAGUUGUAUUAAAGUUAUAAAGUAACAUGAAGGAGCAGAGCGGCAGCUUUGGGGUUUUUAAGCAUUUACGAAGGUUUCAUGAACCUCUUAGAGAUUCCCAUGGCGUCAGUAAGGGCUAAGGGCUAUUCAAAACUUCCCAAUGUGUCAAGAAGACCCAACAAGUUUCAAAUGGUUUCUGGUGAUGUUAAGAGGACAGAGUUACAGUCAGGCAGCUCCUGGUGACAUUAACAGGAACUCUGUAACAUUGAGACACUUUCCAGUGAUGCUUUAAUGAUUUACGUAAACACUAAGAGGUUAUCAGCCCCCCAGGACACCUCUGUUGCACUGUGAAAUAAUUAUCUCUGUUUUUUUGUGUGUUUUGCGAUUCCUGCAUUGCGUAUGUGGUAAAAAUUCUGGCGUCCUGCUCACCACAUGGUCACACAUUGUAUGAUGUAGUUGUUUUUUAUAUGCUAAGUUGUGCCGCAAGGUGGCGCUUACUGAGGACGCAAGGUAUCACAACCAACAAUAAUUUCACCUUUCACACAUGCCGGUAAGGUUAGUUAUCGUUUCUUUUCUUGUAUAUUUUGGUUUCAUACAUUUCGCCUGUUAGUAUUUUGUUAUGUUUUAAAUAACUUUCUGUUUUCAUUAUUUUCCACUCUACAGUUCACCACCAUUCCAUAACUAUUAACUGUGUCUUGUUACCUUAUGGGGGAGCCAAAAUAUGUUUAAAUUGUGUGAUUACUUUUAUACGUUAGACUAUUUGUUAUUUUUCCUCCUGCUUUUCUGCUUCAUGGAAGACUCAACGAUCUUCCCAUCAAUCGCAGCGAAAAGUUUUGGCUGUUAAUAUAACUAACCAACGCAGUGGUGGAUCCAGGGAGGCUGAAAGAGUUUUAGCCCACCAUUGACCCAUUGUAUUAUAUAGGGCAUUAAGUAAGACUCAUGUAAUGACUGUCUAUUCUCUUAAACAAUUACUACUCACAGAACCUUAAACAUCCGCAUUGUGGUUUACGUGUUAAGUGUUAUUUUUUAUGACGAGAACACCUCCUCCCCAUCAGCCCCCAAUACAUCUUUUUUAGGCCCGCCACUGUAACUAAUCUUAUGGUAUUGUAAUCCUCUGAGGGGUAUUCAAGGCCUGAACACAGUAAAAGAAACAAUCUAAGACGAUAUUCAAAUAUUACUCAUAAGCUUGCCAACCUGAGAAUUUUUUAGAUUAUAUCAAAUAGAGAAUAUAUAUAUAUAAAUAUACAUGUGGUGUGUGUGUGUGUGUGUGUGUGAGGCACAACCUGUGCACCGCGAUAAAACAUUUAAGAAUCCUGGUAUUAGAUCAUACUCUUCUGAAGUACAGGUUCUACUCGGGUGCUCUGGUGUGUGUGGUGGUGAGAAUAACAGUAUAUCACAGAGGGAUACGUACUGUACACAAGUACAUUUUGGGUAAUUUACGGGUGUGUGGCUAGACGCCUCAGCUAUGUCGAUUCUUCUUAGUUAAAGGCGUUAUUUUCAUUGUCUCUCCAGAAUGACUAUAAAUAUAUAUAUAUAUAUAUAUAUAUAUAUAUAUAUAUAUAUAUA